GCUCGGCGGUGAGGAGCUCCGGGAUCCUGUGGCGCAGAGAGGACGCGCAGCUUGGCCGCACAGCGAGCACCGAGCCGGGGCGUCGUGCUGUGAUGUGAACCGAUGCGGGUUGGCCCGGCUGCAGCUACGGGCGCACCGCCUCUUGAAAAGCGGCUGUCGACGUCGCUCCUGCUCCACUAGCGUGCGUGUGCGUGCGGGUGUGUUUGCCGUCGCGGAGGCGCAGACGCCCGGAGGCUGAGCGAAGCGGCGACCUUCAGCUGAAAACGGCCCCAUCUGUGAACCCUGUAAACAAGCUGUAUCACAGCAGUGUGUUCCCAAUCGGCCAUGAUGUCCGUUCAAACCCCUCCGCUCUCCCGCUCCGGCUCCUCUCCUUCCAACGUGGGUCUGGCCAAUCGUUCGUCGUACAACCAGUUGCAUGGGCGUGAUGUCAUUAAGGAGUCCAUGGAGACCGGAAGUUCGUCCACUUUGCCGAAGAGCCGUCAGAGGUACGCAAUGACCAGCGUGCGGAGCGCCAUGGGGAUCAGCGACAACUUGUCGUCUAAAAACCAACCCGCGACCAGGGGGAGGGGCCUCCCCACCAAGUCCUCCUCCAGCUCAGCCCUCUAUUCCUCCUCUUCCUCCUCCUCGCUGUUUAAUGCAACCAACCCCAAGCUGGCCAAGAACGGAGCCAACAUGCAGAGACGAGCUGAGACCCAGCAGCUGGAACUCAGCAGGGCUAAUACAGAGGGCAAAAUACACAAUGAUCUCCUUAAUAACCCAACUUCUGAUUGGCUAGAAUUGGAGAAAGAGAACUCACAGCAGUCAUUGAUCCGUAGACGCACCAAGAGCUUCUUGGAGUACCAUGGGAAGGGCUUGGAUCUAGACUUCAACUGGGGAAACAAGGAGGAGCAGGAGGAGAAGAAGCAACAGCCGUCUCCAGAGAAGGAGCAGGUUAGUCCUGCCAAAGAGAGGGAGAGUCAGAAGGAGGAGAAGCCGAGCAGCAAGCAGACCUGCCCGGAAGAGAGGGAAGAAGUGGAGCCAGUGGUGGAGGAGGAGGAAGAGGAAGAUGACCCCACACCUACCAUAAGACAGCCCUUGCUACCAGUGGUGGUGGAGGCCCCGCUUUCCUCCACUUCCUCCUCUUCCACCAGCAGCCCAGAGUGGAUCCCAGACAACCUCAACCCCCUCCAGAACCAGGCUCCAGCCCAGGUCAGAGGGGAGCUCUGUGGUCAGGUUCAGACUGUCGCACGCAGUCCUGCAAAACCCCCCCGCAGUUCCCAGCCCCGGGUGAUCAAGGUGGAGUUGCACCCCAACAAUGAGAACCAGUUCCUGCAACAGUACCCACCUUCCUCCCCUAAACAGGCCCGAGCUGCAGAGAGGAGCCCCCCUGCCAGGAGCCGAGCGCCCCCUCCUCUGCCGGAUCCUGAACAUGAGACUGGACUCCCCAAAGUGGGCUUAAGAAUGGACCUGACUCCUGAAACUCCAUCAGGGGAUGAAGACUCCAGCUGGACCACCCUGUCCCAGGAGACGCCGUCUCCUCAGACUCCCAAGGAGACAGCAGAUGUAUGGAGCGAGGGUGACCUGCCCCCAGGCUGGCGGGAGAUCUCGGACUCAUCAGAGGUCUAUUUCUGGCACAUCCCCACCGGCACCACGCAGUACCACCGACCCGUUGCCUCUGGCAACCAACAUACCUCUCCUGACGACGAGCCUGACACUGAGCGUGACCCACAACAGGAAUCACAGGACUCCCUCAAGCCACCCAUCGAGCGCCCCAGCAGUCUGAUAUCUGACAGCUCGGUGGAGCCCGUCCCCUCCCCCUCCGGCUCCUGCCCCUCCUCCUCCUCCUCCACCCCCUCAUAUGAUGUCACCUCUUCUGGACCGAAGCUCAACGCCGCCACCUGCACAGCCAAAGAGCUGAAGGACUAUCCAGUCUAUCCAGAUCCCAGUCUGAAGGCGUUCGAGGGAGCCACCCUCCGCUAUGCUUCACUUAAACUCAACCCUCCAGCCCAAUUGGAGACAGUGGACCUCAACAGUACUUUCCCCAAUGAAGAGGCAAUGUCGUUUCCAGUGCGAUCUCUGGGCUGGGUGGAGAUGGCUGAGCAGGACCUGUCCGAGGGGAGAAGCAGUGUGGCCGUGCACCACUGUAUCAGACAGCUGUCGUACUGCAGGAGGGACAUCCGGGACUCAGCCGGGGUCUGGGGAGAGGGUAAAGGGAUGCUGCUGGUGCUUCAGGACCGCAUGUUGACCCUGGUGGACCCUGACGAUCACAGCCUGCUUCACUCUCAGCCAAUCAGCAGCAUCCGCGUGUGGGGCGUCGGCCGCGACCACGACAGAGAAAGGGACUUUGCCUACGUGGCGAGAGACAAGAACACGCGGGUGCUGAAGUGCCACGUGUUCCGAUGUGAUACUCCUGCCGCAGCCAUCGCCACAAGUCUCCACGAAAUCUGCUCCAAGAUUAUGGCUGAAAGGAAAAGUGCCAAGGCUGCAGCGGGCAGCUCCUCCCAAACCAGCUCUGAUGUGCCCCUACAAGAGUUUCCUUUGCCAAAGACUGAGUUGGUGCAGAAGUUCCAUGUUCUGUAUCUGGGUAUGACAUCUGUGUCUCGACCUAUAGGUAUGGACAUCAUAAACGGGGCCAUCGAGGGCCUCCUGUCGUCCUCAUGCAAAGACGACUGGACUCCUGUCAUACUGAGCAUCGCUGACACCACUGUGGCUGUGAUCAAAGAGAAGGAGGAGGACGAGGAGGUGCUGGUGGAGUGUCGCGUCCGUUUCUUGUCCUUCAUGGGCGUCGGGCGGGACGUGCAUACGUUUGCCUUCAUCAUGGACACGGGGAGUCAGCACUUUGCGUGUCACAUUUUUUGGUGCGACCCCAAUGCAGGCUUAGUGUCUGAGGCCGUGCAGGCAGCAUGUGUGCUGCGGUAUCAGAAGUGUCUGGUGGCACGGCCGCCCUCCCAACGCGCUGGUUCGUCCUCCUCGCCCUCCGCAGAUUCCGUGUCCCGGCGGGUGACCACCAGCGUGAAACGCGGCGUCCAGUCUCUCAUAGACACUCUGAAAACCAAGAAACAGCCGUCAGAACUCCCCUAGCAACGACCGCCACCAGUGACCACAGCACCACCCAGCCCAUGUCUGGAUGCCACUCACACUAUCGCCACGACAACACCUUUUCAGUUCCAGAAAUGGUAACCAAUGAUGUACAUACAUGUUAAAAGACACCACCGCAGAGGAAGGAAAGAAGAGCAAUCUUCAAGAAUGCCUGAUUAUAAAAAGAAAAAGAAAAAACAGAUGUGUUUCAUGAAGAAAAGCUGCAGUGUGUUUGCUGACGUCACUUGGUGUCACUGGUUGAACUUUGACCUUUGAACACUACUGUGCACAAGUGGAAACCGUCUGAAGGCUCGACCGGCUGGAUGUGGAUUUCUCAUGAGCUGGAUGGAUUACACCAUCACGCAGACAGGACACAGGAUUACCCUGAAGAGAGAAGAUCACAUUUCUAUCUACAGACUGGUUUGUGUAACCGCUCAUUGGUUAAGUCAAGUUUUCUUUCGUGCCCGGAGCCCCUUCUGUAAAAAAUAUAUUCAUCAGCACAGUGAGAGCAGCUGGACUAGAUGGCGGAGAUGCUAAACUACGGAAGCCUUCCAGGACAGAAAAAAGGUGUCGUCUUGCUGUCGAGGGAAUCUGAGAGGUGAACGAGAAAAACCCAAGGGCCUCCAGCUGCCCACCAAAUGGCAUCCCGAUGUUUUGUGCAACAAACGUGAAACAGAAAAAAAGCGUAACAUCUCCUCCGAGGAUGAAUGAAGUGAUUGUAAUAAUGACGUGUAUGUAAAUGAUUGUAUGUAGGACGAGAGGAAUUCAGGGCUCUGAUCUUGUAGAUAUGAGGGCGAGAUGUGCUGUCGGUGACAGAGUUGUGAUCGAUGUGGGUUUUUUGAUUUUGCAUGUUUUCUUCGAUAGAAUAUGAUUUUUUUUUUAUGUUUAUGGGGGAUUAAGGGUCUCGGUAGUAAAGAGUGUUGAACACACAAGAAACAGAUGCUCUCAGCACAAGUCAUCUUGACCAUAACUGGAUUUACACUGGCACAAAAAAAAAGAAUUAAAUCAGACCUCUUUCUAAACAAUACCUAAAUAGAUGGUUACUCUCUGCCCCCAACAAGGAAAUGUAAUUUUAUCCUUUUUUAUUUGCUGUUCCUUGGUAAAUGGCUUGUUCAUCGGUUUUUAAUGUAUUUUGAAGCUUUAAGUCAGUUCUGAUUGUUGGAUUUUACAUACAUGAGGGAAAAAAAAGUUUAAAAGCUCAAGAAUGUUCAAACUUAACAAUAUCCUCAGGAAUCUUUAUGCUCACGCAAGAUAUGAUGUGAUUGCAAGAAAUUCCAGACACAGGUUUUUGACUUUGGGCCGAUGUGACAUGCUUGUGGCGAUAUGAACAGUGGUAUGAAAUAGUGUUAGCCCGGCUUGGAUAGCACGGAAAAAGAAAAAGUAAAGGUUAACUAGCUCCUCCUCAGUAAAUCCAGUCAUUCUACUCCCAUUCACAAACACACACCCACGAAUAUGCACAUACAGCAGAGGGGGGGAACAAAACAACGUCUCGUAUCACUGCUGUCGAAACCUUUACACUGCUCCUACGGCUCGGAGCCACCACCUGCACUCCACGUGAACUCUGUGAAUGCAGUCUAAUCCAAACACACACAAAACAAAAGAGAGAUGCUGUAAAUCAUUUCCAUUCUGUUCUUCACUCAUCUCUUCACCAUGUAAAUGUCAUCUGUUGUGACAAUAAAUGCAUAACCAAAAGAAAA
Messenger RNA from Hippoglossus stenolepis (Pacific halibut), 4754 nucleotides. It is a transcript of the gene apbb2a, whose product is annotated as amyloid beta precursor protein binding family B member 2. The transcript is spliced from 16 exons. Gene Ontology annotation, cellular component: nucleus; cytoplasm. Bases 325 to 3060 code for a protein of 911 amino acids. Gene Ontology annotation, biological process: regulation of DNA-templated transcription. Lineage: Eukaryota; Metazoa; Chordata; Actinopteri; Pleuronectiformes; Pleuronectidae. The record is from RefSeq and is a predicted model, not a curated record. Gene Ontology annotation, molecular function: transcription factor binding; amyloid-beta binding.